Molecule: messenger RNA, 2240 nt
Organism: Lagenorhynchus albirostris (white-beaked dolphin)
Lineage: Eukaryota; Metazoa; Chordata; Mammalia; Artiodactyla; Delphinidae
Gene: PRF1
Product: perforin 1
Exons: 3
Coding region: 98-1765 (555 amino acids)
Biological process (GO): leukocyte mediated cytotoxicity
Molecular function (GO): calcium ion binding; pore-forming activity
Source: RefSeq, a predicted model, not a curated record
CUGUGGCCUGGGGGGCUGCACCACCAUUUCAGGAGCCUCCCGUGGGGAGAGAGGGUGUCUCUCUCGUAGGAGCAUCUCAACACAGGACUCCAGCUCCAUGGCCUCCCGAGCGCUCCUCCCCAGCGUCCUCCUCCUGCUCCUGCCCGCACCCACCCCUGCCCCCUGCUACACGGCCGCACGCUCUGAGUGCCGGCGCAACCUCAAGUUCGUGCCCGGCUCCUGGCUGGCAGGGGAGGGCGUGGAUGUGACCAGCCUCCGGCGCUCAGGCUCCUUCCCGGUGGACACACAGAGCUUCCUGCGGUCCGACGGCACCUGCACCCUCUGCCGCAACGCCCUGCAGCAGGGCGCCGUCCAGCGACUGCCCCUGGCGCUCACCGACUGGCGCGCCCAGGGCUCGGGCUGCAACCGCAAAGUGGUCAAGGGUGAGGGUCGCUCCACCGAGGAGGUGGCUGGGGCAGCGGCCAACACCAUCCGUAACGACUGGCGGGUGGGGCUGGACGUGACUCCCAAGCCCAGCAGCAACGUGCGCGUGACCGUGGCGGGCUCGCACUCCCAGGAAGCCAACUUCGCGGCCCAGAAGACUCACCAGGACCAGUACCGCUUCAGCCUGGACUCAGUGGAGUGUCGCUUCUACAGUUUCCACCUGGUGCACGCUCCCCCACUGCACCCUGAGUUCAAGAGGGCCCUCAAGACCCUGCCCCCCCACUUCAACAUCUCCACCGAGCCUGACUACCGGAGGCUCAUCUCCAGCUAUGGUACCCACUUCAUCCGGUCCAUGGAGCUGGGCGGCCGCAUCUCGGCCCUCACCGCCCUGCGCACCUGCGAGCUGGCCCUGGAAGGGCUCACGGCCCAGGAGGUUGAGGACUGCCUGGCCGUCGAGGCCGAGGUCAGCAUAAAAAGCCACACCAGUGCCUCGUCGGCAUUCAAGAAGUGUAAGGAGAAGAAGAAACAGCACAAGAUGGGGGCCUCCUUCCACCAGGCCUACCGGGAACGCUGCUCUGAGGUCGUUGGCGGCCACCACACGUCCAUGCAUGACCUGCUGUUCGGGAACCAGGCCGGGCCCGAGCAGUUCUCAGCCUGGGUGGCCUCGUUGCAGGACAGCCCCGGCCUGGUGGACUACACGCUAGAGCCGCUCCACAUGCUCCUGGACAGCCAGGACCCGCGGCGGGAGGCGCUCAGGCAGGCUGUGAGCAAGUACGUGACGGACAGGGCACGCUGGAGGGACUGCAGCCGCCCGUGCCCCCCGGGGCAGCGCAAGAACCCUAAGGACCCGUGCCAGUGCCUGUGCCAUGGCUCGGCGGCCAUCAACCAGGACUGCUGUCCCAGGAAGAGGGGCCUAGCCCGCCUGGAGGUCAUGAACUUCGUGGCGACGGGUCUGUGGGGAGACUGGACCACUGCCACGGACGCCUACCUGAAGGUCUUCUUCGGCGGCCAGGAGCUGAGGACCAACACGGUGCAGAACAAUAACCACCCCAGGUGGAUGACACGGCUGGACUUCGGGGAUGUGGUUCUGACCACAGGGGGCCCCCUGAGGGUGCAGGUCUGGGAUGCAGACUAUGGCUGGGACGACGACCUUCUCGGUACCUGUGACCAGACUCCAAAGUCUGGCUCCCACGAGGUGAAGUGCUGUCUGAAGCAUGGUCACCUGAGAUUCUCCUACCUUGCUAAGUGCUUGCCCCACCUGGCAGGGGGGACAUGCCUGGAGUAUGCGCCCCAAGGGCUUCUGGGGGAGCCUCCAGGAAACCGGAGUGGGCCAGUGUGGUGAGAGCAGUGGGCCCUGAGAGGACCAGUGUGCCCAACUGGAGGGGUCUCACGAAGGGACCCAGAGGACCUAUCUCCAUAUCCCCAUUAGAUAGUUGGAAAACUGAGGCUUUUUUUUUUUUCAGUGCGGUGGCUGAAUUUCCAGGCCAGCCCUGAGUCGCCCUGUCCAAACUACCUUAGCUCUUCGAUAUUCUCAAGCCCCAGAAAUGAGCUGGAGUUGGGCCACUGCUACACAGGUCCCAGCUCAGGUCAGGAGCCGGGCAGAAGGCCAGGAGGCUGUUCCCACCAGGCUGCCUGGUGUCAUUUGUACCAUUCCCUUACAGCCCCUCUUCUAGCGUGGUGAAUUCUUCAUCAUAUUAGAUCUAACCCCUUUGGCCCCCGCUGCUCUGUUUGCUCUGUUUCCUUUGCCCACCAAGCUUUGCCUCUCAGACAAAUCCAGAGCUCUUUUGACCUGUCUCAUUGUGUACACAGCCUGACAG